Messenger RNA from Castor canadensis (American beaver), 1867 nucleotides. NCBI's taxonomy places the organism in Eukaryota, Metazoa, Chordata, Mammalia, Rodentia, Castoridae. The record is from RefSeq and is a predicted model, not a curated record.
UGUCACCUGUGCAUGUCACCCAGGCAGUGCCACCGUGCAAGUGCCCUUUGCUGCUUUGACCUGCAGGACCUGCCCCUUGACGUCCUGGUUGGAUUUUCUCUGGGUCGUUCCACUGGCUCCACAGCCGGUCUUCACGAAUGUCCCCAGAGGACGCGGGCUGAUGGGGACAUCAACUCUGGUGGUCGAGGGGCCGCGUAGGCCAGGCAGGGAGGACAGAUAUGUCUGGCUGUCUCAGUGGGAGGUUGACUGAGAAAAAGCAAAAACCUCUGAGCGAACCAGGCUCAGAAAGACGCUUGGUGGAGGUGACACAGAGUGAUCGGGUGAGGUCCGAGGUGCUGGGGACGUGGCUCAGGUGGCACGUGCAAGGCCCUGGGUUCAAACCCCAGCACCGCCAGAACAGAAGGCAAGGCCUGCCUGGCAGGGUUGGCAAGGGCGCCAUUGCCCGGGACUCUGCACCAUGGAAGGGGGACCCUGGGUCCUUCGUGGUGGGGUCACUUUAACGGCCACUUCCUGCGUCUGCUUUGUUCCCACGCGGCUCACCUUGGAAAUGGGCUCCUCAAAAUGGCGCCCUCAGAGCAUCAAUUCUCGUCCCCCCACAGCUGGCGGAGCUGCAGAGGGCCUACGAGGGCGCCAAGAAGACAGCGCAGCAGCUGAAGAGGAAGUGCCACCGCCUGACCUGGGACCUCGAGGACACCCGGGUGCUGCUGGAAAACCAGCAGAGUCGGAACCACGACCUGGAGAAGAAGCAGAGGAAGUUUGACAUGCAGCUGGCGCAGGCCCUGGGGGAGUCGGUGUUCGAGAGGAGACUGCGGGAGAAGCUGGCGCGGGAGAAUGACGGGGCACACUGGGAGCUGAGCCGGCUGCAGCAGCAGCUGCAGCAAAAGGAGCAGGAAACCUCGAAGCUGAGGCAGGAGGUGGAGACGCUGCAGGGCCAGAAGCGUGAGCUGCUGGCGUCAUCCUCUCUGUCCUCUCUGGGGGAGAAUGGCGUCACGGGCUUGAAGGACAAGCUCUGGGAGCUGGAGGCCAAGGCCCGGGAGCACGAGAAGGUUCAGAGCCAGCAGAAGAGUGCCAUUGAGCACCUGGAGCAGCUCCGGCAGCGGCUCCAGCUGGAGAUGGAGCGGAUGAAGCAGAUGCACCAGAAGGACCACGAGGACCAGGAGGAGGAGCUGGAGGACGUCCGUCAGUCCUGCCAGAAACGGCUGCGGCAGCUGGAGCUGCGUCUGGAGCAGGAGCACGAGGAGAAGCGGGCAGCGCUGCACGAGAAGCAGGACCUGGAGGGCCUGGUGGCCACGCUGUGUGAACAGAUCGGCCACCGGGACUUGGACGUGGAGAAGCGUCUUCGCAGGGACCUCAGGAGGACGCACGCGCUGCUGUCGGAUGUCCAGCUCCUCCUGGCCACCACGGACGACGGCAAGACGUCGGUCAGCAAGGAGGAGCUGGAGAAGGUGCACAGCCAGGUGGGCAGUGUGGGUCCCCCGAGCCGGGGAGCCUGGCACGCGGGGGUCACAGGGCAGGGGUCGGGGGCCACUGGGCGCUGCGAGGGAUGGUGGGGACACCUGGUCUCCUCUUCCCACGGAGGCCGGCUGUCUGUCUGUGCCGGUGUCCAUCUGUGUGAGCGGUGCUUGGUCACAGCCAGGGCUGGGCAUCAAAGAAACAGCAGUCGUGCUAGCAAAGGCACUGUAGACAGGCAGUGGCCAUUUGUCUGUCCAGAUGCUAAUGGCCCUGCUCCAGAGACCUGGGGGCCACUGGCCACUCCGUCCAGAGCCCCCGUCCCCCGUGAAGUGAGUCCUUGUCCAGGUCACAUGGCUCUGGGACAGUGAGUGACAAAACACCCAAGAGGAACGGUUUACAGAGAGGAAAGGAUCAC